AUAAUCACCACUCAGCCCCCUUCUCUUAAAAAUCAUCCCUUUCUCUCAAGAAAUCUCAAACGAGCUAAAGGUAUACAAUAUAUUGCUUACCCAAUUACAACUCCAGAUUUGGGAAUUGAUACUUGUGAAUGAGAACCAAAGUUAGGCUCUAGUUAUUGAAGGCGUGUCCGAGAUAAUGAUGGGGCAAACAUGGUGUGUGGCCAAUGAGAACGCUAGCAAGAAGAAGUUGUAGAGGGCAUCUGAUUUUGCUUAUAGUAGAGGCAAGACAUAUUGCAAUUCAAUCCAAAUCGGUGCUUCUUGUUAUGAUUUGAACAUGCUCAAGACACAUGCUUCCUACACCUUCAACUACAUAAGAUUUUGUAGCAAUGUACUGUAGCUCAAUUGAUUAGGAUUAGGGUUUGCAGUGAAAGGGGGAAAAUGGGGAAGAAUGGGAAAAAUCUUUCAUUUAAUGAGUUUGAAUUCUUUGUUUUCGUGUUUUGAUGGUUUGGUGAGGUUGAGAAGCUGUGAUUUGAGAGAUUGAUUUUUCCAAGGUCAUGACCCUUAGAAAAUUUCUAA
Messenger RNA from Rubroshorea leprosula, 555 nucleotides. Lineage: Eukaryota; Viridiplantae; Streptophyta; Magnoliopsida; Malvales; Dipterocarpaceae. The record is from the annotation of a GenBank genome assembly.